Entelurus aequoreus (snake pipefish) is the source of this 1134-nucleotide messenger RNA. Its product is annotated as endonuclease domain-containing 1 protein-like. Lineage: Eukaryota; Metazoa; Chordata; Actinopteri; Syngnathiformes; Syngnathidae. The record is from RefSeq and is a predicted model, not a curated record. The coding region runs from base 61 to 906 and encodes 281 amino acids. Gene Ontology annotation, molecular function: nucleic acid binding; hydrolase activity; metal ion binding. The transcript has 6 exons.
GUGAGUGUGACACGAGGCCAGACGAAACCGAUAAGCUGUAGCCAGAGGUUAUGCCCCAAAAUGGAAACACUGGUAACUCUGUGCAGUUUUCUGUCGCUCUUCUUUGUUGUCCGUGCAGACCUUGUGGGACAAUUUGAGGAUGUGCCAGAAUGCAUGGAAUAUUUCCAUAGCAGAAAAGUACCAGAAUACCAUACGUCUACAUCUGGCACUGUACGCCUCUGCCAACGCUUUGCCAACAGGUAUCACUUUGCCACGCUGUACGACACCAACCAUCGUAUUGCAGUUUACUCUGCAUACAUUUUCCAGCCCAGCAAUGGAGGUGGGAGGGAGAGACGGUGGUUUGUAGAGCCUCAGCUGGUAAACCCAUCCUGGCAAGCUGAAAUGAAGGAUGGUUACUGGCUGGGGAGAGACCAUCCUGGGAUCUACCUAGGGGAGAAACAAGCUCUCAAUGAGGACUAUACACACUCUGGCUUUGAUCGUGGUCACCUUAACCCUAAUGGACACCAUGCAGUCCCUGGCCGUAAUGCCACUUUCACCCUCACCAACGUGGUUCCUCAGAACCCCAAACUGAACCAAAAUGCAUGGAGAAUCCACGAGUCUCAGCUCACUGAGCUUUUCCGCAGUAAGUGCUCCAAGGUCUACGUUCUGGUCGGUGCCAUUCCCUCUGCGGAUAAUUGGAUCGUCAAGAACAACGUGAAGCGUGUCAACAUCCCAGACUACCUGUGGAAUGCUUUCUGCUGUUUGGACAACAACGACAAGCCCAUUCAGGGGGCCGCCGCCGCAGCCAGGAACACCGCAGACAACUGGGUGGAGAAAUUCUCGUUGGAUGAGCUGGCAGAGUUCUUGCAACAGUUCUCAAAUCAACCAGUAGGCGAGCUGUUCCACAACAACUGUAUGGCAGUUUGAUUUGAUUGUUUUAAGUAUUUUUGUAAAAUAAUCAAAAUACACUUCCAUUACAAAGCAUUGUGAAAAAUUAAGACAUUAGAUUCAUAAUUUUUUCUUUCUCCACUGACUGUAAAUUUGUUAACUGACCCAACGACAUUAAGAACUACUGUAAUAUUUCCUCCACUUUUGAGUUUUAAUUUUUGCAAGGUACUGUACUUCAACUAACAAUAAAAGGAAAUGUUAUAUUUG